Molecule: messenger RNA, 2143 nt
Organism: Hevea brasiliensis (rubber tree)
Lineage: Eukaryota; Viridiplantae; Streptophyta; Magnoliopsida; Malpighiales; Euphorbiaceae
Product: adenosylhomocysteinase
Exons: 2
Coding region: 358-1815 (485 amino acids)
Biological process (GO): L-methionine cycle
Cellular component (GO): cytosol
Molecular function (GO): adenosylhomocysteinase activity
Source: RefSeq, a predicted model, not a curated record
UUACAUUCCACAAUCCACCACCAUUAAAUCAUCUCCAAUCGUAUGCUCUACACGUUUCAAUCAAACCCAGAGAACUGGUCUGAUCAUCGGCCAUAUCUCUGCAGCCACAUGGGUCCCGCUUGACUUUCCGUCUCCUACGAUAACGAUUGUCUAAAUUUACCACUUCCACCAACUCUCAGACUUUAUAUCAGCACUGUUGAUCUUGCGUGUCUAACCUAUUUAUACACUCUCAGUCUCGCCAUAUCCCUUCGCUCAAACCCCUCUCUCGAUACUCAUAAGAUUCAGAGGAAGAGAGAGAGAGUGUGUGUGUGUCUAUCUUCUCUUUCGUAGACAAAAUUCUCAGAUCCAACCUUAACAAUGGCUUUGUUGGUGGAGAAGACCACUAGCGGCCGUGAGUACAAGGUCAAGGACAUGUCUCAGGCAGACUUCGGUCGCCUCGAGAUCGAAUUGGCUGAGGUUGAAAUGCCUGGUCUUAUGGCCUGCAGAGCCGAAUUCGGCCCUGCUCAGCCUUUCAAGGGCGCUAAGAUCACCGGUUCCCUACACAUGACCAUUCAAACUGCCGUCCUCAUCGAGACCCUCACCGCUUUGGGCGCCGAGGUCCGCUGGUGCUCAUGUAAUAUCUUCAGCACUCAGGACCACGCUGCCGCCGCCAUCGCCCGUGACUCCGCUUCCGUCUUCGCCUGGAAGGGUGAGACUCUUCAGGAGUACUGGUGGUGUACUGAGCGUGCUCUUGACUGGGGUCCAGGUGGGGGCCCUGAUCUGAUCGUGGAUGAUGGUGGUGAUGCUACCCUUUUGAUCCAUGAGGGUGUUAAAGCUGAGGAGAUUUAUGAGAAGACUGGACAGCUUCCUGAUCCGUCUACCACCGAUAAUACCGAGUUUCAAAUUGUUUUGACGAUUAUUAGAGAUGGAUUGAAGACAGAUCCCAAGAGGUAUCACAAGAUGAAGGAAAGAUUGGUGGGUGUUUCUGAGGAGACUACCACUGGUGUUAAGAGGUUGUACCAGAUGCAAGCUAAUGGAACUUUGCUAUUCUCUGCUAUUAACGUUAAUGACUCUGUCACCAAGAGCAAGUUUGAUAACUUGUAUGGAUGCCGCCACUCUCUCCCUGAUGGUUUGAUGAGAGCCACUGAUGUCAUGAUUGCUGGCAAGGUUGCUGUUGUCUGUGGUUAUGGUGAUGUUGGCAAGGGCUGUGCUGCUGCCUUGAAGCAGGGUGGAGCUCGUGUGAUUGUGACAGAGAUUGAUCCUAUUUGUGCCCUUCAGGCUCUUAUGGAAGGCCUCCAAGUCUUGACUCUUGAGGAUGUUGUCUCUGAGGCUGACAUCUUUGUCACCACCACUGGUAACAAGGACAUCAUCAUGGUUGAUCACAUGAGGAAGAUGAAGAACAAUGCCAUUGUUUGCAACAUUGGUCACUUUGAUAAUGAAAUUGAUAUGCAUGGACUUGAAAACUACCCUGGUGUGAAGCGCAUCACCAUCAAGCCCCAGACUGAUAGGUGGGUGUUCCCCGAAACUAACUCAGGCGUCAUUGUGUUGGCUGAGGGGCGUCUCAUGAAUUUGGGUUGUGCGACUGGUCACCCCAGCUUUGUGAUGUCGUGCUCUUUCACCAACCAGGUAAUUGCACAGCUCGAGUUGUGGAGGGAGAAGGGAACAGGGAAAUAUGAGAAGAAGGUCUAUGUUUUACCGAAGCACCUUGAUGAGAAGGUUGCUGCACUUCACCUUGGAAAGCUUGGGGCUAAGCUCACUAAACUAACCAAGGAGCAGGCUAAAUACAUCAGCUUGCCCGUUGAGGGUCCUUACAAGCCACCUCACUACAGGUACUAAGUCAGGGCAAAGAGUUCUUGAGAAAAACUGCAUAUUGGGACGGCUUGACUGUUUGUUUUACAAUUUGAAGAUGAUUUGUGAUAGAAUGUUAGGAUUUUAUUUGUAUUUUUAUUUUAUUUUUAGGAUUUGUGUUUUGGAGGGGAAAAGUUGGGAGGCAAGAUAUGGAUUGGUCUCUAUUGAAGAAGACCACAUGGGAUUGAAUAAGGUUUUGGAUGUGGGGUUGUGUGCGAUGUAUUGUAACUGCUACCAUUUGAGUUAUGCUGCAACUGGUUGUUGUCAUUUUAUUCCAAAAAAAAAAUGAAGGAUAAAAAAAUAAUUAUUAAAAUCA